Molecule: messenger RNA, 651 nt
Organism: Rotaria socialis
Lineage: Eukaryota; Metazoa; Rotifera; Eurotatoria; Philodinida; Philodinidae
Source: the annotation of a GenBank genome assembly
AUGAGUUUUAAUCCAUCUGCAUCAAAUCACAACAGAGCUGAAAUGUAUGAAGAAGUGCGUCUAUGGAAAAAUCCGCGUGAACGAGAAAGAUAUGACAAUAUGGCUGAUGUAUUUUCAAUCAUAACUACAUUACAAGCACUUGAAAAAGCCUAUAUAAAAGAUCUGGUCGAACCAGCAGAAUAUACAAGUAAUUGUCAAAUAUUAUUGGCUAAAUAUUCAGCAGCAUUUCGUCAACUUGAGGGUGAAUUUCCUAAAGUUGAAGAUUUUGUUCAUAAAUACAAACUCGAUUGUCCAGCAGCUAUAUUACGUAUUAAUGAAGGCCGUCCGAUUACUGUUCGAGAUGAUCGUGGUAACAUGGGUAAAUCUAUAGCGGAAACUGUUUCGCUCUUCAUUAAUCUUAUGGAUAAACUUAAAUUGAACAUUCGAGCUAAUGAUAUGCUUCAAACAGAUGUUCGUGAUUUAUUAGAUGUGAUAAAUAGAAUGAAUUUAAUACCAUCGAAUUAUACCGGCCGAGAUAAAAUCCCUAAAUGGUUGAAUAUAUUGACAAAUAUGAAUGCAGCUGAAGAGAUUACUGAAGAACAAGCGCGACAAUUUCAAAUGGAUCUUGAAAUAUGUUACAAUGAAUUCAAUCGACUCCUAUCAACUGGAUGA